Oryzias latipes (Japanese medaka) is the source of this 3952-nucleotide messenger RNA. The record is from RefSeq and is a predicted model, not a curated record. NCBI's taxonomy places the organism in Eukaryota, Metazoa, Chordata, Actinopteri, Beloniformes, Adrianichthyidae.
UAAACGCAGGGUGGUGCCACUAACUGUAAUUAUGUCGCUGUAAGCUCCUCCUCCGUCCAUUUUUAAUCUCUUAUCCGCUAAUGCUGCGGCAGACAUUUACCACAGGCAGCGGGCAGCUAACGCGGGCUAACAUAUCCGAGGUCUGAGCCGUGAUUGGGGAAUUUUCCAUCGACUCCCGGGAGACCGUGUCAGGAAACAGCCUGAACCUGCGAGGGCUCGGCCGCAGACGGAACACCUGUGCAGCGCUCACGCAGGACACACACGCAGUCAGAACAGCAGCAUGGCCGGUUCUGGGGAUACAGAGGGAUCUUUAACUCCCGUGGUUUUCAUCCAGCUUCAGCAAUACAUGGAAGAAAGCAGUAUGAGAGUUAAAGAUGUGAUCAAGGAUUUUCGUCCAGGAGGUCGUCUGUCUGAGUACAAUACUGGAGAGUACAUUAAUGCCAAAGGCUUCCGUCUCUUCCUCGAGACCUACCUGGAGCAUAAAAACUUCCCUGAAGACUUCUGUGAGCGACUUUUUCGCUAUUUUCAGCACGCGGAGCAGAAUGGCUCCAACAAGACUGUGAUGCCCAAAGAAGGUAGAGUGUAUCUGCGCGACGUGUCCUGUUACUUUUCUGUGCUGGAGGAAGCACAGCCACGAGAGAAGCUUGAAUUUACGUUCAAACUCUACGAUGCAGAUGGGAAUGGGCUCUUGGACAGCUCUGAAGUGGAUCGUAUAAUCACCCAGAUGAUGAGGGCUGCAGAUUACCUGGGUUGGGAUGUGACUGAGCUCAGACCAGUGCUGAAAGACAUGAUGACUGCCAUCGAUGUGGACAGCAGUGGGACUGUCACUCUGGAGGAAUGGGUGAAAGGAGGCAUGAACAAUGUACCGUUACUUGUGCUGCUGGGUUUAAAGAUGAUUGAGAAGGAUGGGCAGCACAUGUGGAGGAUGAAGCAUUUUAACAAACCAACCUACUGUAGCCAGUGUGAAAACAUGCUGCUUGGCCUCGGGAAGCAAGGACUCUGCUGCAUCUGCUGCUCCUAUACUGUCCACAACCAGUGUGCCAACAAGAAAUUAGAGACCUGCCCUCCUACUUUUGUCAAAUCCAAGCAGGAAAUUGGCAAAUCCUCUCAUGGCUGGAUCAAAGUUGACUGCAACAACAGCAAGUGUGAGGUUUGCUCCAAGAAGAUUAAAAAUCUAACUGGGAAACGUUGCGUGUGGUGCCAGGAGAUGCGUCACGAGGCCUGUGUUUUGCCAGGCAUACCAAGAUGUGGUUGUGGGCCACUGAAAGACCACAUUCUGCCUCCGUGGGCCAUUUAUGCUGUCUCAAAGGAGGAGGACAGCUGCCUGUUGAACGUCACUCCUGAUGGCCACAUCCUGCAGAUUGCUCAAAUUCCUGACACACAUCCUCUGUUGGUGUUUGUGAACCCUAAAAGUGGAGGAAAGCAGGGUGAAAGAGUGCUUAGAAAGUUUCAGGGACUUCUAAACCCUCGUCAAGUUUACAACCUGUCCAAUGGAGGUCCAACCCCCGGGCUGCACUUUUUCCGCACUUUGACUCAGUACAGGAUCCUGGUGUGUGGAGGGGAUGGCACAGUUGGGUGGCUCCUGGAUGCCAUAGACAGAGCAAACCUGCAGGUUCAUCCUCCGGUGGCCGUUCUCCCUCUGGGAACAGGCAAUGACCUGGCUCGCUGUUUACGCUGGGGAGGAGGCUAUGAGGGCACUGACCUGAGAGAAAUCCUGAAGGAGAUCGAGAAAAGCGAGGUGAUUCCUGUUGAUCGCUGGAGCGUCCGGGUCAUACCAAACGACCCUCAAGAGGCAGGAGAUCCUGUACCCCAAGAAAUUAUUAACAACUACUUCUCCAUUGGCGUUGAUGCCUCUAUAGCUCAUCGUUUUCACUCCAUGAGAGAGAAACAUCCUCAGAGGUUUAACAGCAGGAUGAAGAACAAACUGUGGUAUUUUGAGUUUGCCACUUCUGAGACCAUUUCUGCUUCCUGCAAGAAGCUCAACGAGAGUCUCGUAAUCGAGUGCUGCGGAAAGCGUUUGGACCUGAGCAGGGUGGCCUUAGAGGGUAUAGCCAUUCUCAACAUACCCAGCAUGCAUGGGGGCUCCAACCUUUGGGGAGAAUCUAAGAAACCGGAUAGUGUGUCAGAGGUCGGGCGUGGCGAGGUCAUAACUGACCCAGAACACCUUAAAACCGUCACACAAGAUAUGAGCGACAAGCGUUUCGAAGUAGUGGGUCUGGAAGGCGCCAUGGAAAUGGGGCAGAUCUACACUGGACUGAAGAGUGCGGGCCACAGACUGGCACAGGCCUCCCAGAUUACCAUCAGAACAACCAAAGCUUUGCCCAUGCAGAUUGAUGGGGAACCCUGGAUGCAGCCUCCUUGUACAAUCCACAUAACUCACAAGAACCAAGCUAACAUGCUAAUGGCUCAACCAACCAAACCAUCAGGCUUCUUUCACCUGAAGUGAGGCUUUUACGGCAGCUUCCCGCCCACAGAGUCACAGCAGAGUCUUUUAAUGUCCAUUGCUGAAUGUGCGUCUUUGUUUUGUCGUGUCCAUCCUUAGCUUUGAAUCUGCUUUUCAUUUUACAAUGUUUGCUUGCAUUUGUAACGUAAAGGAAGGAAAUAUAGCCCUGACCUCCAGAGUUCAACAACACAGCUACAUCCGAGAUCUUUUCAAAUCUCUUUGAAUUUUGAUGCCUGUUCCCAGGCAUUGUACUGUUGUACCAUAACUUUAAUGACACUUAUUUGAGAUAUUUUAUCAUCUAGUUAGCAGAAAAAGAGCCAACUCUGUAUUGGUCUUUAAAACUUUACAUUUUAAGGGUUUAGUUGUUUUCAAAAGUAUUUUUAAAUUGUUAAAGGAUUUUCCAAAAACAGCCAAAUAUAUACAUAUUUUUUCCAGAAACAGAUAUUUUUUUAAUAUAGCAAGUCUAUUGAAUUAAAUAAAAGUUUUGUCCUUUAAUGACUUUAAUUUCCAAACACUUUCUGUCUGAUUUGUGUGCCAACUUAAUGUGAUGUAACGUCUGCAUGAUAACAAAAGAGCAGAAAAUUGUGUUUCUGAAGAACACUAACAUAGAACACGGAUGUGUUAUUGCACUAGAUGUUGUGAUGUUUUUGUGUGAUUUCUGUUUAUUGUGUGUUUACUGCAACUUGUAAUGAAGUGGCUUUGUGUGAUCUCCACAAUUGCUCACCUUUGUAAUGAACACUGUCCCGUCGUGUGGCUGGAGGAAUUAUUCAUCUAUAAACAAAAGGUUCUAGAUCUAAAUCUAAAUCUAUUUAAUUUGAUUUGAUUUGUCUCAUAGAUUUAAAAAUUGUUGAAAAAUUAUAUUUGAUGGUUUUGUCAGAAAUCAAGUGAAACAUCCCAACUUCAUGAGUAAUCCACUGCUUUAGUUAGAUGCUCUAAACAUGAGUAAUACGAACUUAAUUGAUGGUAGUAAAUUAUUAAUUUCACAUUUUCAAUAUCAGAAUCAUUUCCAUAAACCAACUCAUGCCAAAAUGUGGUGACAGCAAGCCAAAUGUUAUUUUUGUGAUUCUCAUUUUCCAGUGAUGUAUUUAAUUUUUUGUCUUCAGCUUUUAUAAAUCUGUUUACUUUUUUCCCUUUGGAUUUCCAAUUAUUCAUGUGUUGCAAGCUUCAUGAUUGUCCGUUUAUUUUGUCUGGUAAAUAUUCAAUGUCAUGUAACCCUUGUGCUAUCCUAGGCACUUUAACAUUGGGAGUUGGGUCAUCUAGACCCACUAGACAGUGUACUGAACCUUUUUUGAUUCAAUGAUUGGUGAUCUUCAUUGGUGUCCAUGGAUUACAUGAAAUCUUUCCACCUUUAUCCACCUUUGUCAUGGUAGGGAGAACAUGUCAAUGUAAAGGUGGGGUCAUCUAAGAUAGCACAAGGGUUAAAUGUGAGUCCUAACAGUGUUGUAUUAUCAUUUUUACAAUGUAAUCUGACAAAUGUUCAACAUAUUAAAUACAAAUGCAGUUUUCCCA